AUCCCCUAACUCUCAUCUAUACCAUCAUGAGACUUAGCACUGCUUUCGCUGCCGCCAACUCGUUGGCUGCCCUCAAUGCGUUGGCCAUUCAAAACCCCUUCGACACAAACAUGUUGCAGACACCCCUUAGUUUGAUGAACAACAACCGAUUACUCAAACUCUUUGGUGACAAUGCCGGGACAGACUUUUUCGAGUCCAUGGGUAACUUUUUGAACGAACCCGUUUCGAAAUUGACUCAGAGCACCAAGGACUUGUGGGCUGAGAUGAUGGCUGACUACCCACACGCGGUGACGUCGAUGAUGAACAAGAUUCCUGGAAAAAAGAGCAUUGAGCACAAGUUUGACUUUCUUGUCAAGAGUGACAAGUUCAAAAAUCACAAAUUGAGAGGUAAGGCCACGCCCAAGUCCUUGGGAAUUGACGAUGUUAAGCAGUACACUGGGUACUUGGACAUUGAAGAUGAAGACAAGCACUUUUUCUACUGGUUUUUCGAGAGUAGAAACGACCCCAAGACCGACCCGGUUAUCUUGUGGCUUAACGGAGGUCCUGGGUGUUCUUCCAUGACUGGAUUAUUCUUCGAGUUAGGUCCUUCUUCCAUUGGUGAAGACUUGAAGCCAAUCAGAAACCCUCAUUCCUGGAACAACAAUGCCUCGGUGAUUUUCUUGGAUCAGCCAGUGAACGUGGGAUACUCCUACUCAUCUGAGUCUGUUACGGAUACCACCGCCGCUGCCGUGGACGUGUUGGCGUUUUUGGAGUUGUUCUACGCUAAGUUCCCCGAGUACCAGAAACUUCCUUUCCACAUUGCGGGAGAAUCUUACGCAGGUCACUACAUUCCUACUAUGGCCAAGACCAUCUUGGAGGCUCCAGAAAAGAACUUUGAGUUGACGUCGGUGUUGAUUGGAAACGGUUUGACCGAUCCCUUGGUGCAAUACAACUACUACCAGCCAAUGGCCUGUGGUGGAGGUGGAUACCCAUCGGUGUUGGAGCCUGAAGAAUGUGAUUCAAUGGAGGCAAGUAUUGGAAGAUGUACUUCGUUGAUUGCCGCCUGCUACGAAUCAUCGUCUGCCUGGGCCUGUGUACCUGCUACCAUCUACUGUAACAAUGCUCAGAUGGGACCAUACCAGAAGACCGGAAGAAACGUCUACGACAUCAGAACCAUGUGCGAAGGUCAACUCUGCUACUCCCAAAUGGACUACAUUGACCAAUACUUGAACUUGCCUGAGGUCAAGGCAGCUGUUGGGGCUGAGGUGGAAGAGUUUGAGAGUUGCAACUUUGACAUCAACAGAAACUUUUUGUUUACUGGCGACUGGAUGAAGCCUCAAUUCAAAGAAGAUGUUAUCGAAGUGUUGGACUCGGGUUUGCCUGUAUUGAUCUACGCGGGAGACAAAGACUUUAUCUGUAACUGGUUGGGAAACCAGGGUUGGACUGACGCUUUGGAAUGGAAGGGAGCCGACGGCUUCUCGGUGGCUCCAGUCCAAAAAUGGAACAACGGUAAGGUUCAUGCUGGAGAUGUCAAGAAUUUUGACAAGUUUACCUUCUUGAGAGUGUUUGGAGGAGGUCACAUGGUUCCUUUUGACCAGCCCGAAAACUCUUUGGACAUGGUCAACCGAUGGAUUGCUGGUGACUAUACCUUUGGUUACUAAUUCACUAGUUUAGUUAUACCCAUAGUCGAUAGGAAUAUAUUGUGAUUU
Molecule: messenger RNA, 1688 nt
Organism: Yamadazyma tenuis ATCC 10573
Lineage: Eukaryota; Fungi; Ascomycota; Pichiomycetes; Serinales; Debaryomycetaceae
Gene: CPY1
Product: carboxypeptidase C
Biological process (GO): proteolysis
Cellular component (GO): fungal-type vacuole
Molecular function (GO): serine-type carboxypeptidase activity
Source: RefSeq, a predicted model, not a curated record